CUUCAACUCCAGCUCUAUCGGACCAUCAACGAAGCUUGACACGUGGCACACGAUAAGCCUCACCUCAAUAAUACGCACACUAGGCGCAUUUUAUCACAAGCCGCCACUUCUGCCGCCGCUUCCGACUCUCACCAAUCUCAUCUACAGACACACCAUAAACAAUAAAAAGCCAUGUCACUCUCACUUUCACCUCUUACCCUCCACCCCCAUGCGCACGUUAGCCCCUCCCCGUUUCCCAUGUCCCUCCUACGCCGCCUCAACCUAAACCUUUCUAACCACCACCGCCGCCGCAUCGCCACCGUCGCCGCUGCCGUUCGCCAGGACACCACUGUCUGGACUCCGGCACCUCUCUCCGAGAUCGAGCCCGCCGCUGAGUCCCUCUUCCACGUGUCCAUCGACGUUUCCGACGCGCAAGACCUGGUCGAGUCCCACACCCGCGCUGGGCAGUACCUCCAGCUCCGCGUCCCUGACGCACCUAAGCCGUCGUUUCUGGCAAUCGCGUCGCCGCCGAAGCUCGCUUCGGCUCGUGGCGUGUUUGAGUUUCUCGUGAAGAGCGUGGCCGGGUCCACCGCCGAAGCCUUGUGCGCGUUGAAGAGAGGGGAUGUGGUUGAGCUCAGCCAGGUCAUGGGGAACGGGUUUGAUCUUGCUCAGAUCGACCCGCCGGAGAAAUUUGGAACCGUUAUCGUUUUUGCCACUGGAUCUGGAAUUAGUCCAAUUCGGUCGCUUAUUGAGUCAGGAUUUAGUGCUGACAAGCGAUCUGAUGUGAGAGUAUAUUAUGGGGCCAGAAACCUUCAGAGAAUGGCUUAUCAGGACAAAUUUAAACAAUGGGAAUCUUCUGGCGUGAAGAUCGUGCCUGUAUUGUCUCAACCAGAGGAUAGUUGGACUGGAGAAAGUGGCUAUGUACAGGCUGCAUUUACAAGAGCAAAGGAAAUAUCUAAUCCUUUGUCAACUGGUGCUGUACUUUGUGGGCAGAAACAGAUGACUGAGGAAGUUACAUCUAUUCUUGUUGCUGAUGGAGUAUCAGCUGAGAAGAUAUUGAAGAACUUCUGACCAAAUUGAAAUUUUGACACUGUUGUAUUAAUUUUGAAUUACAUAUUUUCAAAUUGCCAUUGCUGGGGAUCAAGCAUCUCAGCAUGGAAUAUAGCAUAAACAUUUUUUGGAAUUCAAUCCAUAUAAUAGAAACCACUUUUACGA
This is a messenger RNA of Lotus japonicus, 1194 nucleotides long. RefSeq names its product fruit protein pKIWI502. The transcript is spliced from 5 exons. The coding region runs from base 172 to 1050 and encodes 292 amino acids. NCBI's taxonomy places the organism in Eukaryota, Viridiplantae, Streptophyta, Magnoliopsida, Fabales, Fabaceae. The record is from RefSeq and is a predicted model, not a curated record. Gene Ontology annotation, molecular function: oxidoreductase activity.